AUGACGGCCAGAUCAUCCCCGGACAGCGACGCCGCGGUGAGCGACGACCACCGCCGCACGUACAGCCACGACAGAGAAAGAGCUGACAGGGAGAGUCACCCACGUGAGGUCGCGGGGACGUGGAAGGAGGUCACGUUAUAUGAAAUAUCAGAAGAUCCACAACGAAAAGAGUUUUUAGAUGAUCUCUUCAUGUUUAUGCAAAAACGAGGAACGCCCGUUAACCGAAUUCCGAUCAUGGCGAAGCAGACACUGGACCUGUACGAGCUCUACAAGCUGGUCGUCUCUAAGGGAGGCCUCGUCGAGGUCAUCAACAAGAAGAUCUGGAGAGAGAUCACGAAGGGCCUCAACCUGCCAUCGUCCAUAACGAGUGCCGCCUUCACGCUGAGAACACAGUACAUGAAGUACUUGUACCCGUACGAGUGCAUCAAGAUGAAGCUGAGCAACCCGGAGGAGCUGCAGGCGGCGAUCGACGGCAAUCGGCGCGAGGGCCGCCGCUCGAGCUACGGCGCGUACGACAUCCCGCUGUCGCCGACGGGCAUCUCGCCGUCGAUGGUGCCCUCGUCGCGUCACAUCAACGGCAACGGCUCGUCAUCGCACUCGCACUCGCACUCGCACCACAUGUCUUCCAUGAAGGCGCUGAUGAUGCGCGAGGAGAACCUCGGCUCGAUGAAGAUGGAGAACACUCACUCAGCAGCAGUGUCGUCGUCGGGCGAGGAGGAGAAUCACAUGACGCCGAGCAUGGUGCAUCAGCGCGAGGUGAUGCAGGCGUCGAUUGGUCUGGAGACGCUGCGCGCGAUCGAACACCAGCGCAUGGUCGAGCAUCAGAAGGUGCUGGAAGCUGCUUCCAGGUAAGCUAAGCUGGCUGAGGAAGCCAAUGGUCUCGUCGCGCCUAGCAGCGAAGAGGCCUGCAUGUCACUAGCUUUGGAUGGAUUGGGGAACAAACAACUGAGGGCUAGCACAUCACAUUGCCAUGGCCUAGCGCACUUCAAGAGCUGACAGCAGAGGUAGUGACGGCCAAUCAAAAGAUAGCUCACUCGUCGUCAGCAUGGAGAUCAAUGGGAUUCUAUACCAGGGCGUGCUUUUUGCUCAAAAUCCACGAAGUGGGAGAUUGCCGUGAGUGCCUUCUUAGUUUUGCUUUGCACGGGACACGGCGAUGGAGAGACACUGCUACAGGGACGACCGUCUGCUGCGGCCGAGAGAGAGAGGAAGAAGGAGCGGAAACGUCUGCUGCGGCCGAGAGAGAGGCAGGAAGAGCGGAAGCGUCUGCUGGCCGCGCCGCGCCGCGACGAGGGAAACUGUUAAAUGCAUACGCUAUGUUUUGUCGACCCACAAUUGUAAUGCUUCUCAGGUACGAUGUUCUCGGGUCAAUUUUCGUAUAAUUUUGUCGAUACGUGGGUCUCAGGGUUUUAUUUUUCGCGCGCGCGUAAUGUUGUUUGCACUGUACCGUGUUAUGCCCUUUGGUUUCGGCGGCAGGAUUUCGCCGAGCUGUCAACCAGUCGCCGGUGGCUCGUUUACAGAAAUUUCGAUAUCGUAUCUGUUUUCUAGUGCCACGCAUCAUGGUUUUUUACACGCGAUGCGCACUCGUUCACGAAUCUCAACGUUGUUGACACGGGAAUGGCGGGUAUUUAUUAGCGAUAAAUCGAACAGUCUGCAUUACGUAUCUACCUAUCCGAUUUUGAUCUGUUAUGAAACGUUUAUAUGUUUCUUAUUCGGCAAGUUUUCUCAUAUACCAUCCUACCUCUCUUGUGUGUUGGCACCGGGAAACAGAUAACUAAUUAUGGCCUUAUGUUAAUAUUUAAAAAAAACUUAAAGCGGGUUAAUAUCUCAGUUGAUUACUUUAGAUUUUUCUUCACUACGGACGUAGGUGUGUUUUAUCGACGAGUUUCUGUGUACAGGCUUACAGUGUGCAGACGUGUAUUCUAGGUGCUCGCGUAAAUCCAAGCUUGUUGCCAAAUUAGAACUGGAUUUUGAGGUCUCAAACGUUUUUUUUUGUUAUCUUAUGGGCAUUUUGCAGCCAGAUGCAGACGUUAGUUGUCCCUAAUGUUUGACCCCCCGUUCCCGUCCCAACCCUAACUUCCUCCCUCCACUUCCUCCUUUACUGUGUGACGUUCACAUAUCAGUUUAUGAUACUACAUGUAAAACAUUGACUAGAAUUAUGUACUUAAUGUUAAUCGAUAGGGUAGCUUUGACUUACGAUGUAUGAUAGCAAAUUUCUCAAGCUUUCAAUAUUGUAAUUGGGUACUAUAUGUGUAUGUUUGUUCACGCGUGCGUGUCUGUUUCUAUGCGUGCAUAAUUGUAUCUGUCCAUACAUGUAUGUUUGUGUUCGUGUGCGUGUGUGUUUGAGUGCGCACGCUUGUGCCAUAUGGGAUGCAAACCUAAUCUCUUUGCAAUCGAUUGGUCGCGCAUUUACGUUUCUCAGAUGGAGUUCUCUCUAAACUUAUGUGCCUCGUGUAUCGCAGCGAGAGCAGGCUGCACGCGCGUCGCCCCCCAUCCCAGCUAUGACCACGCCCUCCCGGGCUCAUCUCAGGUGUUGUAUCAGUCGUCACUGCCCGGGAGCGUGGGUCGCAGCUCGGCUGGGACACGCGCUGUCACCUGCCGGUCCCGCUACCUGCCAUACGGAGGCUCGGCUGUUGCGUUUAACAGUGUUCUCGGUCGGUGUCUAGAUGUAGGAAAAGUUAAUAUCGGCAGUGAUAAUGCGUGUUUGUUUCGUUUUCUUCGAAGCUUUUUGCAAACCAUGUUUAUAUCCCGUGUAUUAUUUUUUAGUAUAUCCGCCUCUGCGUUUCGCUCCCAAGCGCAGGCUCUUAAUAUUAUUAAUUUAUUUUUAUGGAGGCGUGGCCUGUCGCUUGGGACCGAACUGUUUGAGGAUGCCAUAUUUUGCUCUAUACAGUUUCUCACAUUUUGAGGCCCAUGGGGCCUGUGUGUUUUUAUCUACUCCUGUGUAGUUUAAGUGUAUAUAUAUUGCUGAAAGCUUCUAUCUAGUUGAGAUUUUGUAAAGGUUAGCAUAAGAGAACCAUUGUACCUCAUGUUGAUGACGGGUGAAUGCGAAGGACAGCAUCUGUAUCAUAGCCAGGUGGCAGCCACGGCAAAUAUGGCCACUACUCAAAGAUGGCCGACACACGAACGAGCGCAAGCAGACGAAGAGGUUUCGUUUGCUGCUCAUGCUGCUAGCAAUCAGGUUCAGAUACGGCCAAAUGUGCGAUAAAGGAGCACUGACUCAACUUCCAAUCAGCUACUAUGUGUAGGUACUGUCAUGCGAUGUAUGAAUCUGGUUAUUGCAGUGUAAUAGUGGUAUGCAUGACAGUACCGUAGCGAAAGUAGGCGAGUUCUGGUGAAUCUAAUUGAAAUGUCAGCAAUUAAAGGCAAUUUACUGGACACGAUGAACCAAAAUUACCUUAGGCAAAUUACAGUUUUGGCUCACUGGAAGUUUGUAAAAUGUUACCCUGCCGGAUGGCUGAUAAAAUAACCAAAAUGGCCGAUGGAAUGUUGGGGGUGCUGUGUUGCGUACUGCCCCUGACAUGACACAGAUGUUGUGUAGCUGAUCAGCAGGACUACUUACUGCAGUAGUCUUGUUUCACGUACGAAAAUCUCAACAGUGUCCCGUGGUAAAUAAAUGUCUUCACCGCGUAUAGUUACGGAAAACGCGUGUAUAAUGUAAGAAGCAUAUUGAAUUGCGUUUUCACCCUACAGAGGACGCCACUCGCAACAUCGGGUGAUGACGUCGAAGAGUGGUGCCCGAGGUCGCUUCGGCUUAAAGCAUGAUAGACUUACAAAGCAACGCCACAACCUCACGGGUGUCAGCAUCAGGGGUUUAAUCAGUAACGAAAGCCUGCUAUGUUCCGUGCAAUAUGAUCAGGUCUACCUCAGAAAUUGAGAAAUGCCUAAAAAUCGAGCAACGAAUAUCGCUGGCAAUGGGUAUUUGUUUCGACGCGCAACAUUAUCAGUCAGAAUGGGUAUCAUCAUAGUCUUUAAACCGUCACUACCUCGCAGCAGUGUGGCUAUGUUAGUUAGAUAUAGUAGUCCGGCUCCACUCAACGUUGUGUGGUGGAUUGGAGUGGAGACGUGGGAGUCGAUAAUAAGCGGGUAGAAUUUCAUUGAUCAUGAUCAGGGGAUGAAUCUCAGGGACACAUGAGAGACAGCAGUCUGUCUGAGGUUGUGCACAAUCGCAGUCGGCACAGCGGCGGAGGUCGGCACGUUUCGCCUAUAGUGGCGCCACCGUGUGGCAACAUUCAACCUGACAAGCUUCCGCAGUUUCCGUGGGUGCGGCGGCCUCUUUGAAAUUGCAUGCAAUUUUGAAUUGGCAUUGGUUCGAUUCAGAGAUUUUGAAUUGAGACCUCUAAAAGCGCGCGCAAUGCACGCAGGCGGCCCGCGGGAAUUAAAACCGUGCGACGGCGCCCAUCUAGGUGAUCGCUCAGUGCUGAAUGGCCAACCUUGUCUCCCGGCCGCUAAGAGCACCACGAUAAAAGGAAGCCCUUACUUUUAAUUUAACGGGUUCAGCUCAGUGCUUCCACUCACAGAGAUGUUUGUUGUUUAAUUAUGUUGUGCACCUGUAGGAAACUCACUUAUUAAGACGUCACUCCCUGUAUAUAUAUAUAGAUAAGGUGUAGAGCGAAAGAGAGAGAGAGAGAGAGAGAGAGAGCGAGUAAAAGAGAGAGAGAGAGAGAGAGAGAGUUGUGCUAUCGUGUACAUUAUCGCAUUAUCCUAGAAAUUAUCACUCGGAAUGGGGGCCACAUGUUCGUACGCUCACGCAUAACUCGCAGAGCCCCGUGAUUGGUUCUCUCCAGGUAGUAUUAUGCAGGGCAAAAUGGCUGUUCUGCUGCCAAUUCCAUCCGGUUUCCAUCUUGUAGAACAGUAGAACCAUGUGCAAUUCAUCAUAUGGCCCAACCACUAAUCUCUCUCUAUAUAUGUGUGUGUGUAUAUAUAACAACUGGAUAGAGUGCGGUCCAGCCAAAAAUCACUUUUACACAGUCAUGAUAAUAUCGGUGCAAUACCUGCUGGUAUUUGUGCCAACCAAUAUGGCAGCCCAAUAACAUCAAAUAUCUCCCACAAUGCACCAUCCAAUUGUUAUGUAUACAAAUAUAUAGAGAAAGAUCAUCGAGUUAACUUUUCCACUGAUGCCAUUUUGCCCAAGACGUAGCCGCCUUGGUAGCAGGGCAGAGUUGAUGUGUUAUCGGUCAGCUCUUGAAUGGCGCUGCCACUUGCUUCCGACUGGAGUAAGCGUACAUUCAUUUGCACCCCCAUUCCUGCAACUGCUAUGCUGUUACACUCUCGACGCAUUAAAAAAUUGUGAGCUCUAUUUUUAUGAAAACGUUCUAGAUAGAUGGGUACAAGAAGGCGGACGCAUGCACAUGCAUUGCAAGCUCGUCCGUUCCCUGAGCCACGGUGGUAUAUAUCACCGUGCGUUUGUGCAGCCAAUUAGUGGUAGGAUAUUUGCAUUGGAACAUUUAUGGGUACAUAUAUCUAGCGAUAAAUGUCCCAAUUCAAAAAUCUCACGUGCAGACACUUAGGGGGUGUUAGCUCUGACCAGCCCUAGGUGGUGGUAGGUACACUUGUGCCGCAUGUGCAUAGGAAGAAAGAGAAGAGGCAGAGCGGCGUAACCACUGACCUACGUGUAACAGCCAGGCAGAGCAUUGUCCUAUUUAAUUACGCCAUCUUGGAAGAAUCAGUUUUAAGCGAGUCGAAAUAACAUUGUGCGUUGAAACAAUAUCUAACCUCCUUACUGUCCGCUCUUUGAUAAUUCUGCCUUUGGGCCACACUAAUAAACAUAGUAAUUAUCACAAUGCGCUGUUAUAAUUCUCUGGCUGAUUAUUAUAUAUAGGUCAGUUGGCAUAAAAUGAGUUUUGACGUCACAGCCAAUUCAACAGCUGCUGUAAAAACAAGUGAACAGCUCACCGCUGUGAAGCCGUUCUUUUCUAGAUAAGUGUGGUGGAAAACGAAUGCCUAGUGUAUCACCAGUAGACAGGUAGUUGCGUGGAGCAACACGAGAACAGCACUCACACAAGAUGGCGCUGGCUGCUAUAUCUACUUAAAAAAUGGCGCCGCUGCAUGCGUCUGCGAUCGGGGUCAGAGGUCACUGCUUCAUGUAUUCCCCGGGUGCCGGAUUUUCGUUCCGAAUUUCUGCCUCGCGCCUUUCUUGUAUGUGAGACUGACGGAAGAACGAGAGCGAUGUAGGGGUAUGCAAAAUAGAUUACGACCAGGCAGCGUGCCGAGUUAACGCAGCCAGUCACAACCGGGUGAUUGACAGGUGUCACCAUAACUCCAAGUGCCCGUAUGUAAAGGUAUUCGCAUUGGGACGUUUACCGGUAUAUAUGUGUACCAGGCAAAUGUCCAAAUGCAAGAACCGUACCUGCAGUCACUUGGCAGUUGUCUCUGACAAUGACGUCUUCGGCUGGUUUCAGGUCAGGUGAAAGCUAGCUCGAGUUUCGACAGCAUUCUCUGCACUGUGUAAUACAGUGAAGGUUAUAGUAACUGGAGCUAACACGGUGGCAUAGGGGAAAAAGAGGCUGCACACUACCUUGUAGUGCCCCGGCUGGAUUCCAAAAUGAAUUGACACCGAGAUUUUGAGAUUUUUCGUACAUGUACGUACGUAAGGCAGUACUUUGUGUAAAUACAGAAAUCUGUUAUUUUAGAGUAUUAAUAAACGUAUCCUUUUACACAUUAUAGUUGCAAUGACUAAUUAACAGUGGUUGUUAUGAAGUUGGAGAGAAUUUAUAGGGUGUCAUCAUGGUUAUUGGAAUGUGCACGGCCAUUUUCUGCCCGGGUAUAUUGUAGACCAGAAUUGCUUGCGAAAUGGUUGGUGCUUGGGUUAGCACGUGUAUCAAAAUGUCACUUUUCUGGUUGAAACAGAGGUACGAACAAUUUUAACUAAUGAUUUUAUACGUGUAAAGUAUACUUGGCAUUUGGUUUGUCGUAUCAAUAAAGUGCACUUUUAGUUUUUAUUUUGUAACUGUACUACAAAUUUAGCACUAGGUGAAGCAAUGCAUUGGCUAUUCAGGGAAGAACCCUUCCUAGUCAACUCUUUUAACAAGGAAAUUUUUACUCGGUUGUAGAAUUUUCUUGCUUUGAUUGAUUCCUAUUAUUUUUAGUUUUGCUUUUGGUGUGAUUUUUCAGGGAAGCCCUUGCGGAUGUAUAAUGUACAUCAGUGGGCAAGCAUUGCAAAUGUAUGUACUUACACUGAAUAAAAUAAUGUUUUGGCA
This is a messenger RNA of Priapulus caudatus, 7193 nucleotides long. Its product is annotated as AT-rich interactive domain-containing protein 3A-like. The record is from RefSeq and is a predicted model, not a curated record. Gene Ontology annotation, biological process: regulation of transcription by RNA polymerase II. Lineage: Eukaryota; Metazoa; Priapulida; Priapulimorpha; Priapulimorphida; Priapulidae. Gene Ontology annotation, molecular function: DNA binding. Bases 1 to 852 code for a protein of 283 amino acids. The transcript is spliced from 7 exons. Gene Ontology annotation, cellular component: nucleus.